Molecule: messenger RNA, 12648 nt
Organism: Chlamydomonas reinhardtii
Lineage: Eukaryota; Viridiplantae; Chlorophyta; Chlorophyceae; Chlamydomonadales; Chlamydomonadaceae
Exons: 23
Coding region: 319-11481 (3720 amino acids)
Biological process (GO): cyclic nucleotide biosynthetic process; intracellular signal transduction
Source: RefSeq, a predicted model, not a curated record
CUCACAUAGCCGUUCGCCCAAUGUGGUUGCCCCGUCAACCGUGCCAUCAGCGCACAUCUUGUUUAGUAGUGAACGGUGCGGCGCCUCACAGUCGGUGGCGCUGCGUUGUUAGCCCCAUUGUUGAAAUGCGCAAGUAUCAUAAAGCAACAUAAUGAGGGAACACGAAACAGGACAACGAGCCCUCUUUGUAUUUCAGAACUUUGGCAAACUGAGAUACUUAAUUCGAUUUGGCAUGGCUGCUAUACUGGACUGCAUAUAACAAUAUGUGACUGUCGGCUCCGUGCUGAGGGCAGGAGGGCCUUGACUUGCGCGGCGGGAAUGCGGCUGCCUCUGUUGCUUCUGCUGGUGGUGGUCGUGGUAACGGCCACGCCGUCGAGGCGGCAGCUCAACGAGGUUGACCCUAGGCAUGAACUGCUUGUGGAGCUGUACAACGCGACCGGGGGGCCACGGUGGAGCCAUGAAUUUGUCUCGCCGGCUCCAUGGGGCGUGGCCCCCGACCCGUGCGACUGGGCAGGAGUCAUCUGCUGCACCUCCAGCGGCUUGAGCGGCCAGGCGAACCUGACAUACACUUACACACGCCGGCGCCGCACCGACACCCCUGCUGAGGUGGUUGUGACACGGCCAUGUGGCGCCGCUGGCGCGGUGGUGGGCUUGGCGCUGCCGGCCGCCAACCUGUCCGGCAGCCUGCCGGCCUCGCUGGCGGCGCUACAGCUGGAGGUCCUGCUACUGCCGGACAACCCGGGUCUGCGGGGGCCGCUGCCGUCGGCGCUGUGGGCUGUCGAGCGGCUGCUGGAGGUCGACAUACGCAACACGUCCAUGCUGUGUAAAGACGCGGUCGCCACCGGGGGUAGCAGUACCGACACCAGUGGCGGCGGCGCUGCAGCGGCGCUGCUGUCGGCUUGCACGGUGCCGGUGCCGCUGCUGGCGUCACGGGCGACCUUGGUAUUUACGUCAACAGGGGCAGAGGGGUCGCUUCCGCUGGUGCCGCCUGGCACCUCCUACGCGUGCCCCUUGCUGCACUACCGGAACUCCUCCGGAGCUGCCGCCAGCGUGAACAGCAGCAUCAGCAUCAGUGCCAAUACGACCACUGCCUUCACGGUGGCGGCUCUGGUGCCAUCCAGCAACAGCGCCACUGCCAGUACCGUGGCCACCGCCGGCACCAGCAGCAACAUCGCUGGCGGGCUGGCGGCAGCGGGGCCAAGGGAGCUGGAUGGGGACGGCGUGCCUGCCGGCGCGGCGGUGGUGCACGCGGACCCGCGCUACUGGUUGUACCAGAGCUGCGCCUGUCUGCAGUUGCCGGGGGUUGUGGCUACCGCCGCGCGCCCGCCCAGCCUGCUACUGUUGGUCGCCGGCGCGAACGCCACGGCGGCUGGGGACCUAGCGGCGGGGUCGGCGGGGUCUGGCGAGGUCGUGGCGGCGAGCUGCGCUGCGGCUGCAGCUGCUUUGUCAGCCGAUGACACGGAUGCAAGCGGCAAUGGCAGCAGUGGUGGGAGCGGCGGCCAGGUGUCGCUGUCGGUGGGUGCGCUGGUCGGCAUGGUGGUGGGAAUCGCUGUGGGCGCCGCGCUGCUCACCGCCUGCUGCGGCGUCGGCGCGCUGCUGUGCUACGCCUCGCUGCGUUCGCGGCGGCAGCGCGGCGACCGCGGCCGGACCUCCAGCGCCAAGUCACUCCGCAGCCGCGCGGCCAGAGGCGGGGCAGGCGCGCAUAGCGGCGCGCCGGUGUGGUGGAGCGCGCUGGCGGGUUGGCUGUGGGACAGCGACGGGCACGCGCCAAGCGCGGACUGGGAGGGGCUGGUGGGCGCGCCAGGCGGCAGCAUGUCCCAGUCGUCCAGGCUGCACGGGGCGGCGGCGGCGGGGCAGCAGCUGCUGCUCACAGGCGUCAGCGCCGGCGUGGGCACAGGGCUGCUGGGCGACAUGCCUGGCCCGUCACGCAAACCCAUGCCCGGCAGCCUGUUUGAGGCAAAGCGGGCGCGGCCUCCAGGCUGCCACCCGGAGCUAUUUGGCCAUGAGGUGACGCUGGUGGCGACAGACGUCGAGGGCAGCACCGAGCUCUGGGAGUGGCAGCCCGAUGUUAUGAAUGCCGCCCUGGCGCUGCACGACCGAACGGUCCGCCUCACGCUGGCGGCCUGCUGUGGGUACGAGGUUACGACGGAGGGCGACGCCUUCCUGGUCGCGUUCCACGAGCCGGUGGACGCCGUGCGCUGGGCGCUGCUGUUGCAGUCGGCGCUCCUGAAGCUGGACUGGCCGCCGCUGCUGCUGGAGCACUCGCUGUGCCGCCCGCGGCCGCUGGUGCCGGUGGCGGGCCUGGGCAAGGACGGCGCGGGGCGCGACGCGCCGCUGCUGGUCCUGUUCAAGGGCCUGGCGGUGCGCAUGGGCAUCGCGACGGGCGUGCCGUCGGCGGUGCGCGAGCACCCGGUCACGCGGCGGAUGCAGUACACGGGCGCGGUGCUGCGGCUGGCGACGGGCAUUGCGGAGCUGGGCUGUGGCGGGCAGGUGCUGCUGGAGCCCAUGACGUUCAAGGGCAUCCACAACAAGUUCGAGGAGCUGGAUGUGGAGGAGAUCGAGGUGCAGGAGCUGACGGAUCUCAUCAGCGGCCAGCCCUGGGGCGAGGAGGAGCAGGUAGGCCGCAACAGCCGCUCGCUGCAGCACCAGCACCAGCUACAGCCGCUACAGCCGCCAAUCGGGGGCCGCGAGUCGCUGGUGCUGUCGGAGCACAAUGCCGGCAGCUACAGCCCCGCGGGCGCGCCAGGGCACAACAGCACGGGCGGCGGCACCGGGCUCAGCAGCUACGGCGUCUACGGCAGCGGGCCGGCUGCAACCGGUGGGCCUGGCGGGCCCGGCAGUGCCGGUCGCGGCGCCGCGGCUGGCGGGGGCGGGGGCGGGGCUGGAGGCGGCGGCGGCCCCGGCAGCACGAUGGGCCCCAGCGCUGCCCGCAGCGCGCCUGGCAGUGCCGUGGAAGGCGACUACUUGUCCAGUGCCACCAGCUCCCCGGCACUGCACCAGCCGCACCCGCACGCGCCGCCGCAGCCGAUGCCGCAGCAGCAGCACCACCACCACCACCUGCAAAACCCGCCACACCACUACCCUGUGCACCACCAGCAUCCGCAUCCGCACCAGGCCCUGAACCAGCACCCCUACAUGUACCCGCACCCUGCGUCGCAGCACGCGCAGCACCCGCAACACCUGCAGCACGUACACGCGCAGCUGCACACACACAGCUACCCCCACUUGCAUCCGCACCAGCAGCCGCGGCCGUCACGCGACGCUGCGGCCACCGCGCCGGUAGCCGGCGCCGCGGCGGCUGCGCCCUCCGGCGGCCCGCCGGUGCACCGCGGCCGCUCGGCCAUCGCGCUUGGGCAGGACGACGUUGUGUUUCUGCCGCCGGGCGCCUGCCGCACGCAGCAAUCCAUUCCCCGGCAGCACUCGAACCGAAUGCUCACGCUCGCCGGCCGCCCCAGCGUCACGGGCGCGCGCGCGAGCACGGGCGGGCACACGGACGGCAGCGGCCUGCUGUCGCCGCCUCACGGCCCCACGCUCGCGUCCACUGCCACCGGCUCCACCACCGUGUCGCCGGGCCUGGCGCUCAUCGAGCGCAGCGCCUGGGAGGCGGUGGCGGCGGCGGUGCCGAGCACCAUGGCGGCGCCCGGCGUCGGCCGCACCAGCGGGAACCGCGUCAGCGGCGGCCGCCGCAGCAGCGGUAACCGGGCCAGCGCCGAACGCGACGCGGCGUCACGCGGUUUCGCUGGCCCCAGCAUCAGCAACGGCGGCGGCCCGCCCCUGUUCUCCGCCCCACUGCCCAGCUCAGUGGUUGACGGGCUGCAUAGCGCGCCCUCACAGACGACGGGGUCGGCCGGCAAACUGCCGCUGCUGCUACAGAGCGUGGCGGCGUCGCAGGCGCUGCACGCCCCGGCCGACGGCGCCGGCGGAGCUGGAGCCCCUAGCCGCGAGCCUACCGCACGCGCCAGCGGCUUCGUCCCGGGCGGCGGCGGCGGCGGCGGGAGCACGAGCAGUGCUGGCUUCAGCCUGGCGCUGGGCAGCAGCGUGGGCGUGUUUGCGGGGCUGGGCCCGGGCUCGUCGUUGGUGCCGCCCUCGCCCACAGCGCCCUACCUGCAGCAGGUGAUGAACCAGGUGCAGCUGCAGAACCAGACCCAGGCGCUGGUGCAGCAACAGCAGCAGCAGCAGCAGUACCAGCAGUACCAGCAGUACCAGCAACUGCUGCAGCAAUACCAGCAACCGCAGCAGCAACCGCAGCAGUACCAGCAGCAGUAUCUGCAGGAGGGGCCAGGCCCGAACCUAGAGCCCGCCCUGGGGCAGGGGCACGGGCAGGGCCGGAUGCCCACGCAGGUGCAGGUGCCGGGGCAGUCCUCCGCGCAGUGGGAAGGACAUGCGUUGGAGCCGGGAGCGUCCAGCGGGGCCGGGGUUGCCGUCAGCGCUGCCUUCCAGCGGCAAUUGCUCUCGACCCAAGAUCUUGUGUCGUCAGUUGGCCGCAGCGCCAGUGGGCUCAGCAUCGAAAUGAGUUCCAGUGCGGCACCCAGCCGCGCCGGCACCGCGUUUGGCGCAGCACUGGCGGAGCCAGGGGCGGCAGGGCCAGGGAUGGGCGGGGCCGCGCCCGCAGCCUCGCCCAGUCCAGCAGUGGUGUUGGACCAAGGCCAUGCGAUAGGGGGUGUGACCAUCGAGGGCUACGUCGCGCCUGCGCCGCCGCUGCCGCAGCCGCCUCCACCCCCGCGACCACCACCGCCAGCACCACCGCCGCCGCCGCCACCAUCAGGACGGGGCCCUGUGCUGGAGCCCGGGCAGCUUGCUUCCUCAACGGCAGCGGCGGCGUCUGCAUCAACAGCGGCCGGGCCGAUGUGUGAGGGCCGCGAGCUGGACCCUCGCCUGUCGAACAGCGACAAGGGCCAGAACGGUGACAGAGCCGUCGUGGCCGCAGUGGCGGUCGCUGGGGCAGCGGCGGCGGCGGCAGAAGCUGCACAAGCGGGCGCUGGGGCCGCCGCCGCUGGCGCGGCGCCCCACGGGGCCGCGACGCCGCCCGGCGGCGCCACCCCGCCUUCGCAGCCCAUGCUGCCUGUGCAGCCGCCGUCAAGCUCGAGCCCCGGCUUCGUGGGCAUCACACUCGCCAGCACCUCCCCUGGGCCCCACCAGCUGCUGCAGCCCGCGCUGGCGCUGCUGCCGGCUCCCAGCGCUGCCGGCAGCGACUCCACCGCCGCCGCGCGGUCGUCGCCGUUCAGUGCUGUGCAGAUGGCGGCCGAGCGGUCCUUCCGCCGCUCGCCCGCCGGCAGCGGCGGCGGCCCGCCGCAGCUGCACCGACUGGCUAGCAUGUCCAACGCCGGCGGCGGCGCCGCCGCCUUGCUUCCGCGCGGCAGCGCUACCGCCACCAGCAGUGUGGUGCCGAGCGCAGCCGCCAGCGGCCUCGCCUCUGCCUCGGCGCCGCACGGCAGCGGCAGCGGCAGCCUGGGUGAGGGCGCACCUGUGGGGCUUCCUAGCGGCGGCAAUGCCGGUGCGUCCUCCUCGCCAGCCAGCACCGCGCUGUCCUCUGCCGACCCGCCGUUUGCGGCUGCAAACCCACACUGCGCGCCUGGAGCCGGACGGGCGUCCGCUGCCGCGGCUGCUGCCGCUGCCUCUGCCGAAGGAGGCAAAAAUGGAAGCAGCCGCAUGGCGCCGCCGCAUGACCGCUCUACGGGACAGUUGAGCCUGGUGGCCUCAGGUUGGGAGGGCGCGCUCGGACCUACUGACAACAGGACGGCGCGCGCGGCCUCAAAGCUGCCGCUGGCCGCUGAUGGUGUGCGGCUCUUUGAGGGCAUGGCCGCACCGGCAACAUCAAGUUCGUCAAUGCUCGCCGCCGCACGUGUGAGCACCGGUAGCGACAACCUGUCAGGUGCGCCGCUGCCGGCCGUGUCUGCAGAGCCCAUCACGCCGCCGCACCAAGACCUACAGCAGCAGGCACAGCCGCACUCGGCUCAGGAAGGCGGCGGCAGAGCGGGCGGCGCCAAUGCCUCCACCGCCAGUGGCCCGUCAGCAUCCUCGCCACUUCGUACCAGCCUCUCCCUUGCGGUAAGCGGUCGCGAGGAUGCGACGUGGUCGCCCGGCCACAUGGGCGACACAGGUGUGCUGGGCGUGUCGUUGGCUCGGCCUGGGGCGCUGUCGCCCCUCCAUCCUGACUCCGCCACGGCAGCGGCCGGCGCCACAGAAGGCAGUGGUGAUGCGUGCUACUACCCGCACGCCGCGCUUGUGGGGGCGCUCACUGGCGGCGGCAGUGUCUGCAUCGGCGCAAGUGCAGGUGGCCCGUCGUCCGACACAGCAGCAGCCUCCUGGCAGCAGCACGGGCGGUACACGGCGCCGCAAAUACUGGAGGGCGCUGCCGCACAUAGCCUGGCUGCAGGUCCGGGGCCGGGUUCGGGGCCUGGGCCCAUGCAUGCAGCGCCUUAUGCGCUGCUGCCUCACAUGCCAGGCUACCACGCCUGCCACCCACAGGAGCAGGCAGCGGUAUACUACCAGCACUUGCACUUGCUGCAGGCCCAACUUGGGCAGCAGCAACCGCAGCAAUUGCAACCGCAUCACCAACAACACGGGUCGAUACAUGGGCCGCACGCCCCGCAUCCGCUGCCAGUUGACCCACGCGGCGGCAGCAGCACGAACGCCAGCGGCCUGGAGCUACCCGACUUGGUGUCGCCACGCCGCAUGCACCUGUACGCCUUCCUUGCGGGCACUGCGCUGCCUUCUACUGCCGCGGCCGGAGCUGACGCGGCUGGCGGUGGUGUGGCUGGCGCUGGCCCGGACAGGGGCGGAGUCUCCGGCCUAGCGGGACUUCCGGGAGUGUCGGGCCUGGCUGGGACGUUGCUCGCACGGCACGGCGGCGAUGCCGGCGGUGCGGACGGCUUCCAGUCUGCAGAGGGCGGCCGCGGAGGCGCAGGUGCCGCCAGUGUCGCGUGGCGGCGCAGCAGCGACCCAGACAACGGCGCCGCGGCCGACGCGGCUGUAACGGACGCAGCAGCCGCAAGCAGGACAGCCAUGCUCGCCACAGUGGCCGCCGCGGCCGCAGGCAGCAGCGGCGGCGGCGUCGCGGCACAGCUGCUUCGCAACAUGGGCGACCACUCCAUGCGCAACCUGAUGGACCUCAUGACUCUGGCGGCGUCAUACGGCGGCGGCAGCGGCUACCCCGGCGGUCAUGGCAGCAGUGCCGCCGCCGCCGCCGGCGGGCUAUACGACUCCAUCGGCAGUGGCGGUGGCACCGGUGGCACGGGCCAGGGACCGCGGCUGCUUGCUCUUCGCUCCGCAAUGGCCCUGCAGGCGUCUGGCAGCAACGCCAACCGGGCGGCCAAGGAGGCGUUGGAUCUAUCCAUGGGCAUGGAUACCGACUUCAUGGACCCCAUAUCGCCGCGCGUUGGGUCAGCAAGCGCUGCGCCCGUGCCGUCGCAACGCUCGGGCGGCGCCACGCAGCCGGCCCAGUCCCAGGCUGGUCGCGCCAGCACCACCAGCUCCUCCCGCUUCCGGCCAUCCCGCAAGACCUCCACCCGCUCCCAGCUUCUCGACCUGCUGCGUGCGCCCUCAUUCGGCGGCCGCCCCAGUGGCCCGCAGCAGCAGCAGCAGCCGCAGGUGGGCGCGCUGCAAGAGCCGUCGUCACAACAGAAGCAGCAGCAGCAGCACCGGGCAUCUCCGGCUGGUCACAUGGAAGCAGCUGCAGGCGGGAAUGCGGGCUGCGCGCAGCAGAUGUGGGGACCGGGCAUGGCGGCGAUCUCGCCCACCUCGCAGGCGCAGUCGCCGUCGCUGAUGCCACCCACGUCACGCACCUCGCAGGCGCAGCUGCGCCGCUUCGGGGCCGGCGCCAGCGACCCGGAGAGCCACCGCACACAGCAGCUGUCCAAGAGCCACACUGCAGUGCUGGUCAGCGGCGGCACAGACGACGGCGGCAGCGUCCGCGGCGGCACCAUGGGCGAGGCGGCUGGCCCACUGACGACGUCUGAGGCCGUUGGGCAGCUCGAUAUGGAUCCGCUCGCGUGUGUGGCGGAGGAGGGGCAGUCGGGGGCGAUUGGCAGCGGUAGCAGGGGCCACGGCGCAAGCGGCAUAGGCGGGGCUGGGGGCGGCGACGGUGGGCAGCAGGGCCUGCCCAGCGGUAUUUUCGAAGUGACGCUGCGCGGCGGCGACACCACACAAGAGAGUGGGCAGCUACUGCAGGCGGCCGCGCCAAGUGGGGCUGAGCGAGCUGGCCAGGCGGUCUUGACGCCAAUGGGCGCGGGUGCAAAGGCGGAUGCAGCCGCUGCGCCUACAGCGGCGGUGGAGGCCGUGGCCUCUAGGCCGGACCUUGGGACGGUGUAUGGUAGCAACAGCGGCAGCGGCGCAGCCGAGAGCCCGCGCACCGAUGUGCAGAAGCUCAAGGAGCGCUAUACCAAGCGCUCCUUCCUCAAGAGCCUUUCGACACGCCGCCGCAAUGCCGCAACCGCCGCCGCCGCCACCUGCGUCCCCGCCUCCGACCGCGAGCCGCGCAGCCCCUCCUCCCGCCUGCGCCUGCGCGGCGUUGCCGCCGGCCUGCUGGGCGGGAGCUCCAGCAAGGACGGCGGCGGCGGCGCCAGCGCCUCCGGCGCCGUCACCACCGGCCCCGGCAGCGCCACCGUCAGCCGGCGGCAGCUGCAGGCGCAGACCACGACGGCGUCGUCGCUGCGCAGCCCGCUGGCGGCGGCGGACCGGCACUCGGUGGUGGUGGUGGACAUGGGCACACACCAGCUCAAGAUGCCGGCGCUGGGCGCGGCGUACAACGACAUCUACGACGGCGUGCAGGUGAUUCAAAUCCUGCCAGAGCACCUCAAGUUCCGGGCCGCCUACAACCCGCCGCUCAAAUCACUGGCGCAGCUGUCACCCAGCUUCUUCGACGCGCCUGGCGCGCGGCAGGCGCUGACGCCGCUGGCGCCCGGCCAGCCGCCCUCCUUCCCGCGCUGCUCGCUGCUGUUCAUCCAGCCGGCCGGCUACAGCGCAGUCGCCAACAGCCGGCCCGAGGUGGCGGAGCGCAGCGGGGCGGUGUUCAGCGGCGCGGUGCGGGAGGUGCUGUCCAUCUUUGGCGCCUACGAGUGCCAGGAGUACGAGAACACCUUCAUGGUAGCCUGCCACGGCCCCCGUGUGGCGGCCGAGCUGGCGCUGGCACUGCACUGCUGGCUGCUGGAUGCGGACUGGCCCACGGAGCUGCUGGUGGACCACGCCGAGGGGCGGGUGCAGCUGGCGGAGGACGGACAGCCCCUGCUCAGGGGCUUCCGGGCCAAGGUGGGCAUCUUCACGGGUGUGCCGUUGAGUGUGGUGCCGCACGCCACAACCGGCCGUGCCGACUACUUUGGAGCGCUGGUCAACCGCGCGGCGCGCCUCAUGGCGGGCGCCAAGGGCGGCCAGACGCUGCUGGACAAGUCCGCUGGCCUGGAGGUGCUCAAGGAGUGGCGCCACAUGGCCGCAGCCCACCUGCAGCAGCAGCAGCAACACCAGCUGCGCCUGCAGCAGCAGCAGCAGCAGCAGCUGGCGGCGGCGAUGCAGACGCACAUGCACAGCCAGGCACACAGCCAGGUCCUGAUGCUGCCAAUGUUGGGGCACAGCACCACAGGGCCGCUGUCGCCGCCGCCGCUGCAGCUGCACGCAUCGCCCACGCCGGGGUCGCCCUGGUCGGCCAUCAUGGUGGCCGCUGGGCGCAGCUCAGUCGGCAUGGACGAAGGCGCGCCCUCUCCGCUGGUGUUUGGCGGGCAAGCCGGAGCCGCGGCGUCACAGCCUGGCCUGCCGCCCCUGCCGCCGGCAGCCAUGCUCUCCAUGCCCAGCCUGGCGCACCCCUACCACCCGCCGUUGCAGCCGCGGCAUUCGGACCCGCAGCCGCACCCGCAGCAGCCGGGCGCCGCCGCCACCGCCGCCGCCGCCACUGCUGCGGUUCACGCAGCCGCCACCGCCGGGCGGCCGCACCUCACCCGCUUCGGCAGCUCGCAGAGCCGCGCGCCCAGCUCCGCUGCCUCCGAGGCAGCCGUGGCACCGGCUGUGAUGCCGCAGCUGCACUCACAGCCGUCGUCGUUCCGAGCCGGAUCCGGCCGCAGCUCGGCGCCGGCGCUGUCAUCGCCGCCGCCCUCGUCUGGGGUGCCGCCCGGCACUCGGAUACCCCCGCCGCGGGUGGAGCCACAGACCGGUCAGCGGAACAUCAUGGACGUCACGCAGGACUCAGCCUCAACAACUGCGAUCGCGGCCGCUGACGUGGCGGCGGCAGAGGCGGCGGCAGCACCGGCGGCCGGUGCUGUGGGGGCUGCGCCUGGCGUGCUUGGCCUGAGUGUGGCCGGUGCCCCGCAAGCCGUGCCGCCGUCUCCGCCCUGGCAGCCAGCCUCGCAGCCUAUUGCUGUAGCGAUUGCAAGCCCCCAGGUCGUGCUGAGCGGCGGCCACAGCGGCGGCGGCGACCUGACGCCGCACCUCGCAGCGGCAGCGGCAGUGUUGAGCUUUGGCGACGGCGAUGCUGAUGCCCACGGCAAUCAGUUGAAUAGCCGGCAGGUGCUGCAGCCGCCACUGCCUACGGCGCCUGCGCCCGCGCUGCCCUGCGUGCCACACGCAGCCGGCGAUGAGCUGUCGGAGCGCACCUCGCCCGCAGCUAGCUCCCACGUGCAUGUGGACCAGCAGGCCGCGCCGGCGCCGGCGGCAGCACACCCGCAACAGCGGCACAGCCACAGCGACCGCGUACUCCUCCACCACCGGACUCUGGGGCAAGGCGACAUGUGGCAGGCCGCGCCCUCACCCGGGUUCUCCCCAGCGCCCUCGCCGGGGCCCUCGCCAGGGGCCUUCUUCCCGCCGUCCCUGCUGCCAACAAUGGCAAGCGGCCUGCUGCCGUACAAUCUGCCGAGUCUGGGGCCGCUGCCGUCAGCUGCUGGUGUCGCUCAUGGCCUCAUGUCAGGAGGCAUUACAGGCGUAGGGAGUGCAGGCGUGGGCGGUGCUGCUGGCGGGGGCUCGGCCGGCUCCGGCGCGCCGUCGGCGGCCCCGCAGCUGGAGUCGAUGGGUGUCGGCGCCGCCGCGCACGACCGGUUGCCCGACUGGUGGGCUGCGCUGCAGGCGUCGCGCAACCCGCAGCUGCAGGGGCGCGUACACACGGCGGACUUGGUCGUGCAGGUCUGCGACCUGGGUCUCUUCAAGCUCAAGGGCCUGGCGGAGGGCCAGCCGGUCAUUGCCGUGCAGCUGAAGCGACUACUGGCAGGCGGCACCGAGCCCUCCGUCGCCGCCGCCGCCACUGCUGCUCGGAGUGCGGGCGGCAGCGGUCCAGGCACGGCUCCGGGCGCGGAGCAGCACGGCGAUGGGGGCGCGGGAGGUGCCGGCGCAGGCACGGGAGGAGCCGGCGGGGGCGCGGGAAGUGCUGGUGGGGGCGCGGGGGGCGGCUCCAAGGCUGAGCAGCUGCGCGGCACGGCGCUGGGCCUGAUGGGUGAGGUGGUGGUCACGCUGCCGACGCGGGCGCACGCGCACGGGCGCACGACGGCCCUGGGCCUGCAGCUCUAGCGGGUGCAGGGCGUGGGGCGUGUCUGCUGAAAGGCACAAGCUUGCUUGAGAUUGGCAGUGGGCGGGAAUGGGGCAAGAGUGGUUACUGGUGUCGGGGGUGUGGCCAGGGCCACUAGGAGGUGUCGCUGAGCCGAUCGAUGUGGGGCCAAUCGACAUGGCUCGGCUAGGCGCGAGCAGCAGUAGAGACUGCAUGAACCGUGCGAGCUGGGUUGAAGCGCGCGUGCAGGAGCAUUGCCACUAAACGAUGCGGCAGGUCAUGAGUAGCCGACAUACUGGGCGCACGCAUGACCGAGCUUGCAUUGCUGAACCCAAGGCAGGUGCUGCCGGAUUUGCAUCGGGAGCACACAACGUCGGACGCGGAUGCUCAUUUUAUUCAAGGAGGGGGAAUGCCCAAACAUGCAUGCGUUUUUUGUGUGUGUGACGCAUAUGCGCAAAUCCAUAUGUGUCCUCGUGCGCCGUGCUCCAUUGCUGGACACUCACGUGAUGCUCGUUGCUGAUGUUAUGGAGGGGAUGUUUGUGUAUUGACAUCUGCAUUAAGGGCACCUAGGGAACCGCUACUUUAUAGGCGUGUCCUUUGCCUGAUGCGGAACACGCUACCAUGCAAUCAAAGGAACAGCUGAGGGGGUGGAGAUGUCUGGGUCGUGGCGUCUUCAUCAUCUGGCGUUGCUAGCUUUCGAAGAGAUUUAUUGGCGUUGGUGUUAUGCGUACCGGCGCCAAGCCAAUGGUAUGUCGGCACGGCCGGUGGGCGUGGCAUGGACUUUGAAGCGUAUCCCCAUGCAAGGAGACCAAGCACGGAGGGGGAGGAAGAGCACGUGACCGGAGCAUCAGCAAGGUAGCAAUAGGUUCUUGGAAUCGCACACGCUCGGUGCACAGCUGUGCUGAUGGCAUGUAAGCACACACCGCGUGGCUUCACUCUUGUUUGGUGGUGUCAUGGUCGCCUGCAUGCAUGUAGCGUGGUAAGCGGGUUCGCGUGCAAUGUGGCCAUGGCCGGUGGACCCGUGCACGUGCAGUUCGCUCGUAAGAGGUGUUCUGUGGCGUGGGCGCAGCCCAGUUGUCCCUUGCCCUUGGUAGGGAACACCACUUGCCUGUCUUAAGGGUAGACACGAGAGGGCCAGGAGAGCUGGGACUGGAGGGACCUCCGGGCGCCUACUAAUUUCCCUCGAGCCC